AUGAGCAAAGAGGAGCUGCAAAGUUCUCUUAAGGCUCUUGAGCAAACGAUGAAGGAGAGGAAUAACGAUAAGGAAAAGGCGGACAUAGCUUUGCAAGCUCGUUUCAAUGAGAAGGGGAGGAAGGAUUGGUUUGUCAAAAUCUAUCGUGCCAUGAAGAAAGAAGUAAAGUUUGUGAAUGACACCACUCUAAUGGCCGAAGGUAUUAGUGAUGUUUUGAUAAUGAGAAGGGAUGGUGGAAAUUCCUUUAUCAAAGAUGUCUUGUAUAUUCUGGGAAUUAAAUGUAACUUUUUAAGCAUUGGCCAAUUGCUUGAGAAGGGGCACAAGACUCAUAUGGAAAACAAGGGACUGGGCAUUUUGGAUGCAUAG
Molecule: messenger RNA, 366 nt
Organism: Lathyrus oleraceus (garden pea)
Lineage: Eukaryota; Viridiplantae; Streptophyta; Magnoliopsida; Fabales; Fabaceae
Exons: 2
Coding region: 1-366 (121 amino acids)
Source: RefSeq, a predicted model, not a curated record